GGAGCAGGUUUGUGCACAUGGUGGAGACUGCGAGUAUAUCCUACAGCUCCAGGCAGCAGAGUCGCACUCGACUCAUUAACGCAGGACGAGACGCACAGUUGUACUCUUCACAUUUUGCCAUUCCAAUAACAUACGGUCAACAAAAUGGGGAAAGGAUGCAUCACUGCCACCAAGUACUUCCUAUUUCUCUUUAACUUAAUCUUCUUUAUCUUUGGAUCUAUGAUUAUGGGAUUUGGACUUUGGAUCCUCCUAGACAAUCAGAGCUUCAUUGCGGUGUUACAGGAUUCGUCCAUGGCCCUGAAGGUGGGCUCCUAUAUUCUGAUCGGUGUGGGCUCAUUCUCCAUGGUUCUGGGAUUUCUGGGCUGUCUGGGUGCCAUUUAUGAGAUCCGCUGUUUGCUUGGAUUGUACUUCACCUGUCUAUUGCUCAUCCUCCUUGCUCAAGUGGCCGCUGCUGUUCUCAUUUACUUCCAGCGUGAUGUGUUGAGAGAGGAGACAACCGAAGUUGUGACCAAAAUCGUGGCCAACUACCCUGGGCAGAACAAAACCACUGAACAGGCCUGGGACUACAUCCAGAGAACAAUGCAGUGUUGUGGCUGGAUUGGGCACAUAGACUGGAUUGCCAACAAUGUGAUGAAAAAUUACACAGCAGGAAAUUUGUACCCAUGCUCCUGCCACAAUACUUCUUUGCCACCACAUAAUGUUGCAGAGAACGGCUUCUGUGAGGCCACAUCUAAUGACUGGCCUAUCUAUCAGAUGGGCUGCCUGGAGAACGUGGAGAGCUGGCUUUUCUCAAAUUAUGGAGUUAUUUUGGGCAUCUGUCUUGGUUUGGCUGUAAUUGAGCUCCUCGGUAUGAUAUUGUCCAUGGGCCUUUGUAAGAGUGUACACCAAGAGGACUACACCAAAGUGCCAAAGUACUGAGGAGGAAACAUAGACACUCACACAAAUGUAUUCAGUCCUUCCUUAUUGACUUUGAAAACAGAUCUCCCUCUGUUUCUACAGAAAAUGCAGUUUUGCCAAAAGAUGAACCUGUGAUUUAGGCUUGAGUUUAGUCAAGAAAUAGGUUGCAAAAGUUCAGUCUUUGUCAGUAACACCAGGUGAAUCCCCUUUGAUAUCUAAUCAGAUCUUAUGAGUGCAGUUUGAAUAGCCCAUUGUAUGACCAUUGUCUGAAGUGUAGAACAAGCUGCCCACAUAAAUUAAUGAAAAGCUUAUGACAAGUCGUGAUGCCCUACAGUGGUCUAUUUAUAUUUAUACAACAACACUCUUAACAUCCAGACUGGUCUGUUUGCUUUGAUAUUUCUUUAUUAUAGCAGCCCAAACUAUGAGCUAACAAUCUAUAUAACUUUGGUUUAUGCUUUAUAGAAAACCGCUAAAACCACAAAGGCCUGCUUUUGUUUAAUCAAGUGACUUUUCUUUAGAUACUUUGCAUGUGUUCAUUUUUUUGUGUACAAAGACUUACAAAAUUCCUACCCUGUCCUUGAAUUUCUGGCAUGUCACGAAUAAGAUAGUUGUCUAUUUUAUAAUCCUUCAUUUAUGUUUGUACAUCAUUGUUGUUUCGGGUUGUGCUUUUGUUUUUAUUAGUGUGUAUAUAUUUUUAGCUUUCAUCAGCACAUUGGUAAGUGACAGACUAUUCCUCGAGUCAAAAUUAUCCCAUUGUUGUACAGAAAAUAAUUUGUAUGUUUUAUUUCUACAUGCUUAUGUUUAUGAGCAUAUUUGUAAGGAAGUACACUAUAAAGCUGUUCCUUGAUGAUGUGAACCAAAUGAAUAUUAGCAUAGCCCCCAAAGUUGACUGAAACUUUAUUGCAUUGAUCCUAAUUUAUCUGUUUCAGUGACACUGCAAUUUCUUUAAUUGUAUACUUAAGUGGAAACAAUAUUAUUUUUUUUUCUGUAUUAGUUCUUUUACUACUCAGGGGGGGGGGGGGGGAAUCAAAGUUUUUUUGUACAGGGAACACAGUCCCCUAUGAAGUAAUUAGAAAAUUAUAAAAGUAUUGCAACUACAUGUACCUUCUUAAGCUGAAU
Messenger RNA from Myxocyprinus asiaticus (Chinese sucker), 2016 nucleotides. RefSeq names its product CD82 antigen-like. Bases 145 to 918 code for a protein of 257 amino acids. The record is from RefSeq and is a predicted model, not a curated record. NCBI's taxonomy places the organism in Eukaryota, Metazoa, Chordata, Actinopteri, Cypriniformes, Catostomidae. The transcript has 9 exons. Gene Ontology annotation, cellular component: membrane.